Theileria equi strain WA is the source of this 1266-nucleotide messenger RNA. RefSeq names its product signal peptide-containing protein. Bases 1 to 1266 code for a protein of 421 amino acids. The transcript has a single exon. The record is from RefSeq and is a predicted model, not a curated record. NCBI's taxonomy places the organism in Eukaryota, Apicomplexa, Aconoidasida, Piroplasmida, Theileriidae.
AUGGAGGUUUUAAUUCUCGCAAAGGCCCUCGUUUUCUUUACCAUACUGUCAGUAAGACAUGCGACAGCUGAGCCUGGAGACACACCAGAAGUUAAAGAGGAGCUCAUCAAGUUCAAGAAUGAACUCCGUAAAAACUCGUUACAUGCAAGGGAGAAUAUGACGAGACGGAAAAUGUUGAUAGAGAUACUUGAUCUCAUGAUUGAGUGGCUCAACGAAUUGGCCUUUUCCACCAGAAAGUCCCUUGAGAAGAAAAGCGCACAAUUUACUGAACUUAACAAGAACAUUACUACAUCACUAAGGGUAGUAUAUGCUAAAGUUAAACAAAUACAUACUGAAUCAGAUUCCCUGAUCCUAGAAAUUGACGAAUUUUUGAAGAAUGGAGGCAAUGAAGACGCUCUCUCAUCCAUAAGAUACAAGGCCAGAAAUUUGCUUUCACGUGACAAAGCCCCUCUGGAAGAACUCAGGAAAUCGUACAACGAGCUUCUCACCAAAGUUAGAAAGUUUGCGGUCUAUGCAAUAAAUCGAGGCUUUAGACUCCCGGAAUUUGGCCAAAAUUACGAUUUUGACCUCUCCCCAAUGGGUCCAUAUAAUGAAAAUGAGCACAACCAUUAUGUUAUGAGCCUGGGUGCAACCAUAGGAGAAAUAUUCUUGGUCUUUGUCUACUGUAAAAACUUACCACCAAUCUCAAAGGAACAAAUGAUGGCGAGUUGUGAUACCCUAAUAAACCUUUCCAGGGAACUUAUGAGGGAUGCAAAUUACAAGAAAACGUUUGCAACAGGGAUUUUGGAAGAGGUUAAGGCUCUCGAAGAACAUAUAAAGGCUAUAGAAGGUAGAUCCAACAACUUGAAAGAUACGAUUUACAUGAAUAGAUUCCAUGAAGAAAAAAAGGAGCUUAUCAAGGAAAAAAACAUGAUGGACGAACUCUAUCGUUCAAUUUCUCCAGAUUUCCCAACUGUUAAAAUCGCUCUAGGAGAAGUUAUUUUGGAAUUGGAUAAACUUGCUACGACAGAUGGUGCUAAUAAUCCCUUGCACAUUUCCGCCAUAAGAAAUAUCCUAAAGGUCAUUAAAACUAUUGAGAGUAUUAUCAAGAACAUUUAUUUGACUUGCUCUAAGCUAUCAGAAAGUUAUAAUUCUGCAAAAGUGCAUUUUUCUACCGCUAAAUCCUGUUUAACUGAAUCACAAAAGGAUUUGGAAGAAGACGGAAUGCAAACUUAUGGGCUCAAGCCAAUUGCCAUAGUCCUCGUUUUGCUGGCUAUAAAAGUGUAA